Messenger RNA from Caenorhabditis auriculariae, 7442 nucleotides. The record is from the annotation of a GenBank genome assembly. NCBI's taxonomy places the organism in Eukaryota, Metazoa, Nematoda, Chromadorea, Rhabditida, Rhabditidae.
AUGUGGUUCGAGGUCAAUCGAUUUCACUUCUUUGUCCUGAUCGCUUGGCAAUUUGCCAUUUUCUUCGCCACUCAAAAUAUUUUUGCCAUCUUUUCGAAUUAUGUUCCUGAGUGGAAAUGUGGUGAGUUGGAUUUUGGAUGAUAAAAAUAUUUUUUCUGCGUUACUUAGGAACUUCAGAGUGGUCCCUAUAGGGGGAGCCUUAGAGACCCUUGAUAAUAUGAAAGUCGCUCAAGGUCGGGCGCAACUUUAGAGUGAGUAAAAAAGUCGAGUUUCUUAUAGCCUCUGUCCAAAUUUUAAAUGUAAAGUCGAGGCUCAAGCUCCGCCCCUAAUCGCGCAGGAAGCCAAUCACAGAGCGAGCCAUCCCUAGAGCGUUUUCGAGUGACGUCAUUUUGGACCUGAAAUUCAAAAUUUGAACAGAACUCAUGCGAAAAACGAGUAUACCUGGGAAAAACUUAAGUGGCCACUUAAGAGGUUCUUCGAGGACUACUUGGAGAGGACACUAAAGGGGCCACUAGACCUCUAUAGAAGCCCUUAUUUUGCUUCUUGGGAGAUAAUUUAGAAGUUAUCUAUCUAAUGGAAACUUUAUCAAAGGUGGCCACUAAACUGUCAAAACCCUAAAGAGGUCGCUAAAGUUUUUCGUGACGGUUGAAUCAAUUGAAAAAUCUUUCCAGACGAUGGCCCCGUCGGCAAAGACUGCGACGUCUUCAGAACUUGCAAAAACUUGACUUUUGUCAACGUCGCUUUCAAAUCUGCUGCCAUGGAGUUUUCAUCAAUUUGUUCAUUUUUUUAAUACUUUUUGAAGGUUUGGCUGGAUUUGUAGCAAAAAGGCUUAUUACGCUUCCUUGUUCUCGCAAGUUCAGUAUUUUGGAGUUCUCAUUGGUAAGUUCAAGUUCCCUUUUCUCCAUUUUCAAGAAGAUAACGGUCAAAAAAGAAGUAAUCUUUUAAGUGUUCCUCACAGCUCGUCCCUUAAGUGGUCACUUCAAAUUCCUACAGUCCAUUUAUUGUUACGGAAAUUUGAGUUAUUUGGCCUAUAUGAACUGAAAAAAUUCUGAAAAUACCGGAAAUUUAGAAGGCAAAUGUUAAGGAAACUCCUUGCUUCGAUGGAAAAUCCUUGCUUUUCUCAGUAUUUCAAUAUUUUUCUUUUUAAAAUCCUUUUUUUCGAAAUAUUAAUCACGCAGAAUUCUUGUAUAGCUGUCCUGAGCCUUUGAAAAAGGGUCCCGACACGAUAAAAAAAAGAGAUAGUGCCUGGUUGGUGGAGAGCGCAGACAGGUCACGCCAUCUUCGCGAGCAUCGGCUAUAGGACUCAAGAUAACACUUAAAACGAUUCUGCGCUUUGAGACCUCUCUAUAAAAUUCACUAUGCUCCUUUAAAAGUUUUGAGCAGACUUUUCGCUUAGGAACCGUUCUUUUCGGAUCAUUAUCAGACGCAUUUGGACGCAAGCCAAUUUCUACAUUCGUCAUGACAAUGGGCAUCUCUUUGAAUCUAAUAGCAGGUUUUUCCGAAUUUUUUUUCGGAUCAAAUAAUAUUAUUUUAGGAGAACCUUCCACUGAAGAACUUGUCAUUGGACUAAGGUGUGACUUGUGGAUUUUUUUAUGAAAAGUGAAAAAUGUAGGUUUUUCAUCGGCCUCGCCGUCGGCGGCACUCUUGUAGUGGUCUGCACCUUCGUCAUGGAGUUGCUCCUACCUCAACAGCGAGUCGUUCUGAGGGGAUUUUUCAAUUGGGUAUUUUUUAGAAAAAAUGAAGUUUGAGGUAAAAAAGGUCAGGGAAAAUUAAUGGUAAAGGCUUUUUCUGUUUUUUUUUUUCAAUAAUUCAAUAAAGAAAAUUCAAUUUUGGACUCUAUUCACCUUAUGAAACAAUAGUUUUUACCACAUCGGCCCUUUAUUUCGUUUUUUAUUAAUUUUUAUCAUUUAUAGCUUGAAAAUUUCUGAGCUGAUAUUUUUUGUAGCCCAUUUCCUACCAGCUUAUCCACGGAAAUGGUCUUGAAAAGAUUAGCGAAACAGUGUGCAAAACGGAGAGAUUCUUGAUUUUCUUGUAGGCUCAUAACUAUCCUGAAACACGAAAAAACCUUGAAAUCUUGUCCCCAACUGUCGGUAUGUCAAGUGUAACAUUCCAUUGAGGUAUAGCCCCCCUGAAACUGUCUGACGUCUGAUCUGUCUGCGCUCUCUAUUAUCUCACUUUCAUUCUAAGAAACACAAAAAAACACGGGAGAGCGAGAAUCAGACCUCUUAAAUUAGUUCCUAUAGAUCUUUCAAAAAUCUAGGAAGUCUAUUAUUUUUUCUUUUUCCAGGGCUGGGCGAGGAUCCUUCUAACACUGAUUUGCAUGCGCUAUCCUACCUGGAGAGACGCUUCUUUCGUAACGGCUACAGCGGCCAUUCCGGCCUUGGUUCUGAUCAUCUUCGUGCUUCCUGAAUCUCCCACUUGGCUCCAUAAUAAGGUGGGUCCGCGACUUGACAUUUUUCGAGUGUCUGCGUCUCUCUGUUCCCUCACCGGCGAGGUCAGAGAAACACGAAAAUAGCAUGUAAAUAUGAGAGGGUCGCUGAGAGACAAAGAGGACGCUGAGAAAAAUACAUUUAUAGCCGAUUCACAGCCAGCUUGGGAGGACUGGAGGCAAGUCACUGUCUGCGCUCUCUAUCUAGCAGAUACUAUCUCUUUUUUUAUCGCGUCAGGACCAUUUUUUGAUGGCUCAAACCAGCCUUGAAUAGGACGCGGCGCCUCUGACUUCUCUGCGCCCUCUUCGUCUCUCGGUGACCCUCUCAUGUUGACAUGCUAUUUUCAUGUUUCUCUGACCCCGCCGCUUAGGGAACAGAGAGACGCAGACACUCGAAAACUGUCAAGUAGAUUAAUGACUUCUCAGUAAGUUAUAGCUCAGGGAAAAAUCGGAAAUUAAAAUGAUUAGAAUUGAGUUUCAGGACCGGCUGGAAGAGAUGCGACAAAGCGAGCUGUACAUGAUGCGCUUCGCCGGAUAUCCUUUCAGACCUGUACCUCACAGGCCGAUCGUCCAGUCUAAGGUACAAGAUGCUCAAAAAAUGUUGGAUAUGAUUUUAAACGUGCAGCAGUUUGAGAGAAGUGAGAAAAUUCAGUUUUUUAAAAAUAAUUUUAAGUCUGUAAAAAUCCACUAUAAAUGAUUUUCGAAGCUUCGGACCAAAAAAAUUGUUUCUUCCCAUCGAGCAACUCUUAAAUGAAAAAGCUCAGGAUUUCUCUUGCGAAUUUUAAUUCAGUUUUUUGUGUAUAGUCCGUUUUUCGCGAAUUGAAGGACUUCUCUGCGCCCUCCUUAUCUCUUGGCGACUCUCUCAUGUUUACGUGCUAUUUCCAUGUUUCUCUGACCUCGCCGGUGAGGGAACAGAGAGACGCAGACACGCAAAAACUGUCAAGUCGCGGCGGACGGACUAUGUUCAUAAAUAGAAUUUCAAAGAAAACUUAUGAGCCUUGUUUUUUUUUCAAUUUCCAAACACAGAUUGAACUAUAGUUUGUUCAAUCUGAAGCGUCUUUCGAAUCUAGGUCACGCUUUCAAGUGAUUAUUAUUGCUGUGGGAGCACAUGAAAGUAGAGUGAGAAAGAGAAAGGAAAAAACUAAAAGCGCGGCCAAGGUUCGCAAAGGCGCGCAGCGGUACAGCGGAAUGUCGUUCCGUGAAAUUCCAAGUCGUGGUACACAGGCUAUAGGUCUAGCGCUAAUGGCAUUAAAUUGGAUUCUUCUUGAGAUUUCUUGAGAACUCAUCAUCAUCAUCAUCAUCAAUAUUUAUUGGUUGUUUUAGUCAGAUGGUAUCGACUAGGCGGUGAAAAAAUUGCUCUUUUGAGCGGCACUAACACCGCCUUUGGCGAAAAAGAAGUCAAAACGUGUAGUCGAUUGAAUUGAAAGCAUGGUCUUACGGUCCUUCGCCUCGUUCUUCCACAAGUAGAUCCCUCAGUUUCGCGGGUACGGGCACGGCGGGGAUGGUAGGGCUCGGGCACGGACGCCGUGUACACUCUAGGGUAGCCUCGGCCGACUGAGAGAGCUACCACUUAGAGUGAAGAAAAUACACGGAAUGAAGAAAAUACACGGAAUGAAGAAAAUACUAUUUUUUUGAAAAUACUAUUUCUACCAUUUUUUUGAAGGUAUAACUUAGGGAGUGGGAAAAAGUACCUUGAAUAGUUGUAGUUGGUAAAUGCCUUUUUCAAUUUUGAAGAUUGGAAAAUUUUUGAAGAUCCAUCUCGUUGAUUUUUCGAACCAUUUUCUCUUGAAAAAUGUUAUUAGAGCCUUUUUCCAGAAAAAAAAAUCUCAUUUUCUUUUCUCCCAGACCAUCUGCGAAGUCGUCCGAACCCCAGGGCUUUUCCGGCGGAUCUCCGUCCUCUGGAUCCUCUGGUUCGUCGCCUCCGUCUGUUCUUUCGCCACGGACCUCAACUCCAACAACAUCUCCGGCAACCUUUUCUUCAACCAGAUCAUGUUCGGCGUCCUCCUGGCCAUUUCCAAAAAUUGUAAAGAGUUUUGAGAUUCAAAAUCUCAACGGAGUCAUUUCAGAUCCUGGUGAUCGUCGAUUCAAAUUGUCCUUCUUUCAAACGAAGGACUUUGCACCAAGGCGCCCAGGCGAUUGUCUGCGUCUGCUUCGUUGUUUUGUCUGUCAUGACAAUUAUGGAAUAUAAGGUGAGGUAAUCGCUCAGCUUUUAAAAAUGAUACAAAAUAUGGUAAGAAUGGUAAAAAUUUCAUCUUUUUCUCAUUUCGAACUUCCUCUUUCUCUUUUUCUCUUAUUUUUGGCUUUUUUAGCAAAAAAUAGUUCCCAAAAAGAACUUUCUUGUACUAUAUCUACAUAUUCACCACGGCGUUUUUUUUAUUACGCAAGGUCAAGAUUUCUCGUAAAUUAUGAUGUUUAGGGUGUAAGCACACCGAGACGCACUAUCGCAUACUCAAAAUUGUUUUUUUCAAUUUUAGAAUUUGCAAUUUUAGGAUAAUAACUUCUGAAAUGUUCGAAAUCUUGUCAGUUUAAAUAAAUAUCUCCUGUUCGAAAUCUUGUCAGUUUAAAUAAAUAUCAGUGUCUCGCGUUUAUCUCGGCAGUUAUUCUUAGUGUCAUUGAAUAAGCAAUUGUAAAUACGAAAAAAAUAUUGAAAUGAGGAAAAUUCGAGGAGCAAAUGAAAAAAAGAAACAUUUUUAUAUAGUCUGUUCAGAUUUUGAAUGCCAAGCAGCUAACUCCACCCUCAUGGCUACAAUAUCUUUCGCGACCACUGCCUAGCUGUGAUUUACCAAAAAGAAUCUCGGAUUAUGAAAAAAAUGACAUUUGGCAAUGAAACUAAUUAAAACCAAAGAGUUAUAUAAAAAAAGAAACGAGCAAAAUCAGCGGAAACUGUGAACAAAAAAAUUGACGAAUUUUUCAAAAAAACUAACUCCUCCCUCAGUUUUUGAACGAAAUUCCAUGGAACCGCUUUCAAUAGACGUGUAAUAUGCUACUAUUUCACAAUAUGGACAUCUCGCAAAACCCAAACAUGAAUAUACAGAGAAUAAUUUGAAAAACCACCGAAAAAUGACAUAAAGACCGAAAAAAAUUUGAAUUUAGCGGGGGCCUGCACAAAGUGCGCUCCAUCGGUCGGCGGCAAUCUUUUUACAUUUGCUUCCACUGCGUGGAACGCCGUGUCACGGCAUUUUUUGGCGCGCCCAUAUUUUUUUCCGUAAAGUCUAGUAUGUCGUGUGCAUACACUGCGGCGCUCUGGCACACGUCGCGUUCAAUUUUCGCGAGCCGAAAUCCAGAUAUAUUUUUCUCUCUUUGGUGGCUAUUUUGAAUUUCGCGGAAUUACUUUCAACACAUCAUGUGUUUUUAAAACAAACGAAAAAAAUCGCGUUUUUUUAAAAAUCAGAAUUUACAUAAAAUUGUUUGUUUCAAUAUCUUCCUUUAUUUCACUGAUAUCAACCGGCAAUUUCCUCAAAAAAAUGAAAAAUCUAGAGCUCCUUUUUUUGAGCUUUUAAAAAGGUGUCUGAAUCUCUUAUUUCCGCCUUCUUUUCUCCUAAAAAGGUUAAGAAAAAAAAAGAUUUUUUUGAAGGUUCUUUUUAGGUCCUAUCGGACUUUGCGCGUGUUUAGAACUUUCUGACAAACCAAAAAUGAAUGAAAUAGUGUUCCCCUUCAAACUGAGUCCAAGUCCAUUCCAACUGCACAUCAAACUCAGGGCGUCGGCGUGCUCAUCACCAACCUCUUCGGCACGGUGUUCAUGGAGUACACCUGGGACGCCUGCUACCUUUGCGCCAUCGAAUCCGUCGAGACGAGCUGCCGCGCCAGUGCGACUGGCAGCUGUAGCCUCGUCGCUCGCGUCGGCGCCAUUUUGGCUCCUUUUGUGAGGAAGAUUUAUUUAUCACAAUUAAGAUAUAGCCUAUUCCCCGCCAGCUUGUCACGUUUUUCUUUCCGCCAAAACUACCGUAUACCAAAUUAGAUCAAGCUUCCGCUUUUAUAACGGCAAGGUCUUGAAGCGAAAUUGGUUAAAUUUGACCUGGCCUUUCGGCGGAAAGAAAAACGUGACAAGCUGGCGCGGAAUGGCCUAUAAAAGGUCUCGAAGCGAAGCUUGAAAAAGAGUUCCGUAUACUGUAGUUAUUUCUAUUUGUCAUGUUAAAAUUUCCGGCCAAAUUGACACAUAUUGAUUUUUUUGAAGUGGCAAAGACGGUUUCAGGCCUAAUUUUUGAAAAGAAAACCAAGAUGUCUGAAUUUUUCACAAGCUUUUUUCUUCAAAUAUGUAGAAACUUACUACAUUUUGAAUCAAAAUAAAGAAAGAUUAAUCUUCUAAAAUAAUGGAUUCCAGUUGAACUACGCGAACUUGUGGUGGUCCCCUUCGGUGUUCAUCACCGUCGUCAUACUCGGAGUCAUCAAUUUAGGAGUUUCCUACGCGUUUUUAGUGAGUUUGUGACUAGGAAUAUCAGUAUUUUGAAAAAAUCUGUAGUGAAUAGUGAUAAGAAAAAAAUGAAUAGCUGAAAUUUGCAAAAAAAUUAUCGAUCCGAUAUUUUUUUCUGAAUUUCUUUUUUUAAAAACAUUUUUUUGCGAUUUUUUUCAUCGUUACGUCAUUUGUACUUCUUCCAAAAAGCCUGUGACAUUUUUCACGAUUUUUUUCUCACAAUAAAUAUUCGGCGAUCGUCAAAUCAAAGCUUUUUACAGCCCAUUCCGAGUCAGCUUAUUACGAUUAUUGUUAGAGAAAUCAUCAUGUUUGAAGCGCGCGGGAUGUUUUUCUGUCUGCGUCUUUUAUUUGGCCUAAAAUUUCCGUUAUAUUAAAGGCGCAGGCAGAAAUAAUAUUGCUCUGCUCAGAAAAAAUGAACGGAAAUCGUGAGAAGCUGGCGUGGGAUACACAAUUUCCUUGUCAAUUUUCUAGUAAAACAUGAAAAAUUAGUUUUUAUGUAAAUACUGAAGCAACAUUGAAAAGUUUCAGAUCGAAACGAAAAACGUCGAUUUGGACGAGGUCAAAAUGGAAGAACUGGAGGAACACGAAACGCUCAACAUGUAG